UGCAGCUUGCGGAGCAGCUGGUGCCGGCAGCUGGUGCUUCCCGGCCGCCCGCCGUGCUGGGGGCUGGCAGGGCCGGCUCAGCCGCUGACGUAUGUUCAGGACAAUCUGAGCGAUGACAAAGUUUUUCAUCCGGCUGCCUGCAGUUCCCUCCGCACCGCCCCUGCGGCUGCGGGGAGGGGUAUGGGCCUCGUGGGUCCCCCGGGUGCCGUGGGAAGCGCUGGGCAGUCGGCUUGCCGAGCCGAGUUGUACACACGGCUGGGACCGUGCGAGGGGCUCGGCCGCGCUCGGAUGGGGCUCCGGCUCCCGCUGCGCCGCAGCACCAGCUUCACCCCCGACCACCCUGCCCUCAUGGAGGUGCCUGGCCCCACUGCCCCGCUGAAGAUGGAAGCAAACGUCCUUGUCAUGGGAGCAGACAACGUGGGGAAAUCAGCUCUGACCGUGCGUUUCCUGACCCGGCGCUUUAUUGGAGAGUACGGAGACAUGGAAUUCAUCUACAGCCACAACCUGACUGUGGAUGGCCGAGAGAUUCUCUUACACAUCUGGGACGUCCCCAGUUCCCAGGAGCAGGCAGAGGAUGGCUCCUCAGAGGAGAAGCGAAUCCAGUGGGCAGACAGCUUCGUCCUGGUCUACAGCAUCUGUGACCGUGCCAGCUUCAACAUCCUGCCCCUCAAAAUCCAGUUCAUCAAGGCUGCCAAGGAGGGGCAGAGCCAGGAGAAGGUGCCCAUUGUCAUUGUGGGCAACAAACGGGACCUGCACCACCAACGGGUGGUGUCCAGCGAGGAGGGGCGGCUCCUGGCCCUCUCUUUAGACUGUGGUUUCUAUGAGGUCUCUGCAGCUGAGGCUUAUCACGGGGCCCUCAUGGUCUUCCAUGGACUGGCCAAGCUCAUCCCAGACACCAAGCUGUCCCUGAAGAAGGGCACAGGGAUCCGUGGCAUCGUCAAGACCAUGUCGGCUGUGUUUGGCCGAAAGCGAACAGACUCCCUCUGAGCUUCUGCACGGGUGUUGUGGCUCUCUGUGCUGCCCAGCUGGGCCAGGCCUCCUCACUGGGUGCCCAUGGAGAUGGUGUGUGUCUUUCCAUAAGUAUGACGGGUUCCUUGCUGUCCUCCUAGUGCCAGGGUCUGGGUGUCCUGCCAUGCACAGCCAGUGCAGCUGAGGACUGUGGUGGGUUACUCUUGGCUCUGCCAUGGGACAGUCUCAUCUCUUUGCUGUACCAGCUCUUUAGGUGCCUCCUGCUUUCUCCUUACAUCCUCCAACACUGGAAACCACGGGGGGAUUUUGCCAAAACUCCAGGCAGCAGCAUCCCCAGCUCCUGCAGCAGGAGCUACCCAGGCUGUCAGCAAUUAGGGAGGAUAUCCUGCUCUUGUACAGCACACGACUCCCUGUCUCUCCACUCCUACUCUGGGAUCCUUAUUCCUGUUUAACCCUCAUCAGGAUCCUCUUCAGUAACCCUGGAGCACCCAUGAGCUGGAGAGGUGGGGCUUUCUCCGUGGGGAGGCACUCCCACCUGGGUAUCACCGUGUGAGUGUCCCAGAGCCCAGGGCACCGGCGAUCCUGGGGGACUUGGUGAGGGCUGGGGUGCCUCCCAUCCCCCUGCCGUGCUUUUGAACAGCCGUGCUCACGGCCCUCUCCCCCACAGCCUUUCAGCGAUCACAGCCGCUUCCCUUGUGCGGGCGAGCGCUGUACAGGCUGUGCCUGGGAAAAGCCAGGCGCGGGGCUCGUUCCCAGGAUGGGAAUUGCACCACGCGCCUUCCCAAGCCACUCCUUCUGUAGGGCUGCCUGUCCCCGGGGAGGAAAGGAGGUGGGGAAAGGGGUCGCUGGGCUCCUUGCUGAACCCUCUGCUGCUGGGAGGCUGGCUUUUCCCUGCCUCUCCCAAACCCUUCUCUUUGUGCCCUGGGAAAGCAGUGUAUUGGAAGAGGGUUUGUGCGUGCUGUAGGGACACUGAUUUCU
Molecule: messenger RNA, 1947 nt
Organism: Pyrgilauda ruficollis (rufous-necked snowfinch)
Lineage: Eukaryota; Metazoa; Chordata; Aves; Passeriformes; Passeridae
Product: ras-related and estrogen-regulated growth inhibitor-like protein
Molecular function (GO): GTPase activity; GTP binding
Source: RefSeq, a predicted model, not a curated record